AUGAGGAGUUGCCCAAUGCGCUCUGGCUGCUUGAGUCCUCCAUGGAGCCACCCGACGAGGACACCUGAGUGGCGCUCUUCCACCUCUGCGAGUGCGCCGCGCCGCGGAGCACGGAUUGCACGCGUGCCCGUCACAUACGCCACCUUCGGGCUCCGCCUCAGGAACGCCGUGUUCGGCAUGCUCGUCCAGUUCGGGGAGUCAUGGCACGCGUGGAGGGUGUUCGUGAAAAUGCCUGACCGGGAUGUUGGUGUCACUCGUUUAUCAGGGGGAGUGCCGACUAGCGAGAGACGGAGAGAGACCGAACCGUGGCCGCCGCCGGCCACCGCAGCUCGCCGCCACCAGGAGCUUCCCCCACCCACGAGGCUGCCCCCCUCCCCCGCCCGCCGAUGGCGCCAGGGUUCACGGCUCGCCAUCGCUCCGGCCGCCCGGCCAUUGCCGAAUCGUCGUCUCCCUCCACGACUCCCAGCACUGGAACAUCCAGCCCCCUGCCCCCAAUCGAUAGUAGUCGAGGGUUUUCAUAGGUUCCGGGUGUGGCACUACUCCUCCUUAAUUUGCUCCUGGAGCAGAAGCAAGCAGGUGGGGUCUCUGUUCUAUCAGCCAGUCCUUCGCCGCCCAAUGGGUCGCUUGGAGAAGCAUGCAGUGGAUGGUUCAGCGGUGGCGGCGCUGGAUCUCAAUCACACCGGAGCUCUCGAGUUCUGCUACACACACAGGACCUGAUUUAUAGGCGUCUACCGCUCCUAAUCCGGGACCUUUUUGAAGUAGUAAAAUAAGACCAGUUUAGCGAAUUUUGUGCAUCUUGAUUCAUGCCUCAGUGAGUCAGUGACUUGAAAAAAUUAAGCAAAGGCAUGCUAGCUUUUGACCUUUUGUGUUUCGAAAUGUUCCACAUUCUAGGCUGCUUUUAUUUUAGAAAUAAGGCUUUUUGCCCUAGCUUUACAGAAAGCAAUUUUUCCCUUUAAGCUGGAUUGGAACUCAGGUCAUCAGAAUCUCUUAAAUUCAGAAUGGUCUGGCCACCAACUCUCCAUCCGGAAAGUGCAGGGGUUAAUUAAUUUAAAUGUUAGUGGAAUCAAACUUCACAUCUUUGAGACCAAAGUCAUUUUAUAAGCAGCCUCCUCCCAAGUCCCACCGAACCAUUUUACAGUUAAUUGAGAUGAAGCAAAGACAGAUUUUAGCAUCCAUAUUGUUAGAAUGCACCUCACCAAACUUGGCCACUCAUCUCACGUUUAACUUGCUAUGGAACCAUCCACA
Brachypodium distachyon (stiff brome) is the source of this 1245-nucleotide messenger RNA. RefSeq lists its product as uncharacterized. The transcript is spliced from 6 exons. NCBI's taxonomy places the organism in Eukaryota, Viridiplantae, Streptophyta, Magnoliopsida, Poales, Poaceae. The record is from RefSeq and is a predicted model, not a curated record. Bases 1 to 717 code for a protein of 238 amino acids.